This is a messenger RNA of Asparagus officinalis (garden asparagus), 1683 nucleotides long. RefSeq lists its product as uncharacterized. The transcript is spliced from 4 exons. Lineage: Eukaryota; Viridiplantae; Streptophyta; Magnoliopsida; Asparagales; Asparagaceae. The record is from RefSeq and is a predicted model, not a curated record. Bases 76 to 1533 code for a protein of 485 amino acids. Gene Ontology annotation, biological process: protein transport.
CAAGUAAAAUCCCAAUUAUAAAAACAAUUCACACUCUCACUCCCAUCUCCGCUAUCAAACCUUAGCCACCAAACCAUGGGCAAGUCCCUCGCCGCCCUCUUCGGCGGCGGCGGCGGCAACUCUAAGAGGAUCUCCAAGCUCAAAACUCUCCUUAGCCUCACCGUGGCCCGCUCGGCCCUCCUCAAGAACCAGCACCAGGCUCGUUGCAGCAUGGCCCACUCCGACAUAGCCCAGCUUCUUAGUCUGGCCCGCUCCGACCGGGCCCUCCUACGUGCUGAGAUUGUAGUCAAGGAGGAGAACAUGCUCGAUGUGUUUGCCGUCGUUCAGUCUUAUUGCCACCUUAUCAUAGAAAGAUCAUCACUACUCCAUCGCCAAAAGGACUGUCCUCAGGAGUUGAAGGAGGCUGUAUCGAGUUUGAUAUACGUGUCGUCGAGGUCAGCGGAGAUGCCGGAGCUCCAGCGCGUCUGCAGCCUUUUCUCGGCCAUGUUCGGCAGGGAGUUUGUUCGUGCAGCCACCGAGCUCAGGAAUAGCUGCGGUGUUAAUCCGAAGAUUGUGCAAAAGUUGUCGACCAGGCAACCGAGCCUGGAGAGCAGAGCGAAGAUUAUCAAGGAGAUCGCCGCAGAAAAAGGGAUCACUCUGGAUCUCAGCUUUGAGGAUUCAGAUGUUGCUAAGACGGAUCCAAACUCGGCCAAAAACAUGAACCUCAAGCAUCCGGUCAGUAAUUUAGGCCUUGAUUCUACCCAGCCAGUUAGUAAAUCAGGUCGUGAUUCCUUGUCAGGGAGGCCAAUGCACAGUUAUAAGGAUGUGGCAAGCGCAGCUCAGGCUGCAUUUGAGAAGGCGGAGGAUGCAGCAGCCGCAGCUAGGGUUGCGGUGGAGCUGUCCAGAUCUUCAGGAUCCUCAUUUGAAGAUCACAACAACAGAAAAGAUGAUACUGAGAAGAAGAAGUGUGGUGAGAACAACUUGGACAAGGGAAAGGUGCACCCUGUUCAAUUCUACGCUUCAGAAUCAGAGGAAGAAGAUGAAGAUGAAGUGCUUAAUGCUGAUACACAUAGAGAAAUGAGUGACGAUAACGAGAUUAAGCCUGGCCUUAGCUCGGGUUUUAGUGAGCCACCUUUGCCAGAAAAGAAGCUGCCUAAAGUUGGCACCUGGGCUGUGAGGAAAAACAAUGAGAAUCAUGCUCCGUUUGAUAAUAAUAGUAAGAGCGACACAGAGAAGAAAAGCGAUGCAGCCUCAGAUGAAGGUUUGUCUGAAAAAGAAGCUGCUGCUUUCUUCAACCCUCUGUACCAAAUGAAGUUCCCUUCCAGAACAUUUGUAAGGGAUAGCUUCAAAAAGUCACAGAAGGAAGAGAGUGAUACCACUGGAUUAUUAGAUUCAACAAAUGAUGAUAGUCUUGCAAAAUCCUACUAUUCUGAAACUGCAAGUCCUCGGGUGGAGAAUGUUGAAGUUGAUUACACAAAAAAAUCUCAUAUACAGCAAUCGAAGGUUACAAGGAAGGCAGUGUCUGUGAGGACUCGACGAGGGAUGCAGAAGUAAUAGAGUUGCAGAGAAGAGAGAGCUUGAAGAUAAACAGUGUUUCAUGAGACUGAGCAUGUUUUCCCCUUUUUCUUUGUCUUUUCACCUUUUUGUGAGUUAGUGUGAACUAUGUAAAAAUUAUUCUCAGUAUGUAUAAGCUCUGCUAUGGUG